GGGACAGAUGGGAAAGAAAACAUGGAGACAGCACAGCUUCACAUGAUCAGUUCAUUCUUAUCUUCACCUUUGCCUAAUGCAUUUCCACAGAUCCAUUCGAUUAUUAUACACCUGUCGCCCAAUGCAUACCGCCGGAUAUGCUUUAAUACCUUACUAUUCAAAAGUACAGAGAAGCUCACCUGAUAUAACAUGCAAUGUCAACAAAAAGGUGCAGACAAAAAGGAAAGUUGAGAAGUGGGUAUGUGUGAAAUGUUGAAUUGAACAAACCUCAAAAGUUCAAAUUGACACUCUUCUUCAUUUUCCAGCUUCUUGGCAUGCUUUGUUCUUAUUAUCAAUUAUCAUAAUUUCCUUCUUUACUUCCCUGUCAGAGUUCAAGAGAUAAUUCCACAAGCUCAUAAGGAUGCAGAUUAAUUAUUUGAUGACUUAAGCUUCAAGCUCCUGUCUUUCUUUAUUAAAUCUUCAUUGCAGGCAGUAAGCAACUUUUAUGCAUCAAAAAGAAGAAACAAAUGGGACAUGCACAGAUCCUAGCGCUCUACAUCACCAUAUCUGUCAUCACUUUUUUUAUAUCAAAGAUUAUCGUUUCUGUUCUCAUUUACAAGAGAUGGAAAAGAAAACAGAUUGCUUUUGCAGAAGGUUUCACGGGUGGGAAAAUGGUAAUCUUUAGGUCUCCAGUACUGCAGUCUAUGACAUCAGAUGACUUUUUGAAGAAGAUAUCAAAACUAAGCAACAAUGACAUUAUUGGUUUUGGUGGAUAUGGCACAGUGUACAGAUUAACCAUUGAUAACGCAACAGCUUUUGCUGCAAAGAGACUAAACAGAGGAAGUGCAGACAGGGACAGAGGAUUUGAGAGAGAAUUGGAGGCAAUGGGAGACAUUAAACACCGAAACAUUGUGACUCUUCAUGGAUACUACACAGCUCCUCAUUAUAAUCUUCUUGUAUAUGAGCUAAUGCCCAAUGGAAGUUUGUAUGAAUUUCUUCAUGGAGCGUUAAAGGAUAAGAAGAUUUUAGAUUGGCCUACAAGAUAUAACAUAGCAUUAGGAGCUGCCAGAGGAAUAUCCUACCUUCAUCAUGAUUGCAUUCCUCACAUAAUCCAUAGAGACAUCAAAUCAAGCAAUAUCUUGCUGGAUCAGAACAUGGAGGCUCGAGUGUCAGAUUUUGGACUUGCCACAUUGAUGAAACCCGACAAGACUCAUGUUUCAACAGCCGUAGCUGGAACUUUUGGAUACUUGGCUCCAGAAUACUUUGAUACAGGAAGGGCAACAGCAAAAGGUGAUGUCUACAGCUUCGGUGUGGUUUUGCUAGAGCUCUUAACAGGAAAGAAACCCAUGGAUGAAGCAUUUCUGGAGGAGGGAACCAAGCUUGUCACUUGGGUAUGUUUUUUAACUCCUUGAACAUGGCAUUACCAGAAAUCCACCACUUCAUAAAAGCUACAAAACUUUUGAACUUUGCAAGAAACAGAUUACAUACGUUAUUCCACACAUGGCUUACAUUCUUGCUGAAUUCACAUCCAAAGAAGUUUCAAUUUGUUUCUUGUUAAAAGUUCCAAAGGCUCAAAAAAGUUUCCUGUGCUUUUUCUUGUUUUGUUAACAUUUUCUAGUGAGAAUUUAGUGAGGUUAACUAAAAAGGUCUAAACUUCAUUCUCCUAGCAUCAAUAGCAUCAUGAUAUGUUUUAAGUUUCCAUUUAGUUCUGAUGAUAAAUCCUAGAUUACUAUAUCAAUAAUUUUAGAUAAAUUGCAGCCUUCACCAAACAUUUUGAGAAUUCAGUUGGGGAAGGAGAGAUAAUGCCUACCCCCUUAAAUUUUGUAGCUCAACCAAAGAAAAGUAAUAACAAUAAGAAGAGAUAGAAGUUAAAAGUUCAACCAACAGUAGUAAGACUAUAGUCAUAAAUAACAGAGUUUCAAAAUGGGCAUAAAAUUUCCCUCUUCACCUUACUGUAGUUCAGAGAUCAACUUGUUAUUAGUAAACAUGUUUGAAAUACUAGAUAUUGCUUUUAGAAAGCAAUUAUUUCUAUAUAAAUCAUUGUACUAAUGUUAGAGCAGGUGAAAGCAGUUGUUGAAGAUAAGAAGGAAGAGUAUGUACUUGACAGUAAAUUGGGCUGUUAUCCAGUUGAUGAGAUAAAUAGUGUUUUCAGUAUUGCAUUAAUGUGCCUUGAAACAGAGCCUCCUAAUAGGCCUAACAUGGCUAAAGUUGUCAAGAUGCUAGAGCAGAUCAAGUCAGAAAAGGUUGUAACCCAUUCAUAGAUUUUUUUUUUUUUUUUAUUGCUGCUAUCUUUUUAUCAUAAUAUUCUCAAGUUUAUAUAUAAUAAUAAUUUCCCCCUUUU
Messenger RNA from Rubroshorea leprosula, 2320 nucleotides. The record is from the annotation of a GenBank genome assembly. Lineage: Eukaryota; Viridiplantae; Streptophyta; Magnoliopsida; Malvales; Dipterocarpaceae.